GUGGUGGAGUUCUAUGUGGCACUGAAAUUCUCCUUGGGUGURUUUUUUUCAAUACAACCAUUUGAAAUAUUUGCACAAAGAAAGUAGGUGCAAGUGAUUGUUUCUACAGGCUUGAAAAAUCAGAAGAGGGAGUUCAAGAAACCUCAAUCCGUUGCUGAGAGACCCAGCGGAUUUUCUUUCAGUGAUGUGUGAACGCAGAAGGAUGGAAAAAUAAGUAACUUGUGUGGAAAAAGUCUUUUCCUGGCCGAGGUCUUUUAGCCGAGUGGACUCCCAAGCGCAUGCUGGAGAACAUUACAAAGUGUCCUUAUAGUGAUCCGUGAGUAUCCCCAAAGACCUCAAGCCUUUUGUUAUCCCACGUAAUAGGGAACAGAACGUAGGAAAGAUGCCAACUCAGCCUCUCUUGGCAUACAUGGAUGGACCGGAUGGAAUAGCCAGCACUGUUGGUGCACAGAUGGAGAAUAACGAUGCCUCAAUGACAAUAAAAGGAACAAAUACAAUUUCCUACAAAAGCUUGCAAGAGAAGUUUCUAAUGCAAGCUGAGGGCUGCAUGCCUCUGGACUGCAUGUUUUGUGAUGAGUCUUUUAAGCAUCCGGAAGAGCUUGGUAAGCAUGUUUUAACACAGCAUAGGCCCACCCUUUGUGAACCAGCUGUCCUGCGUGUUGAAGCAGAGUAUCUCAGUCGUCUAGAUAAAUGUCAAGUAAGAACAAAUCUGUCCUUGCCAAACAAUGAGAAGGACAGCGAAGAACUUAGUUGUGAGGUUUGCGGACAAACGUUUGAUGAGGCUUUUGAUGUUGAAGCACACAUGAAAAAGCAUAAAGACUCUUUCACGUAUUGGUGUAAUGUAUGUGGAAGAAGAUUUAAAGAGCCGUGGUUCCUUAAAAAUCACAUGAGAACACAUACUGGGAAGCCGGGUUCCAGAAACAAGCUCCAACAAGGGUCCGAAAGCCCCAUAACAAUAAAUGAGGUGGUGCAGGAGCACGUAACUGAAAAUGUAACGUCACCUUACAAAAUUUGUAUGGUUUGUGGUUUCCUAUUUCUCAAUAAAGAGACUUUAAUUGAGCACAGUAAAGUGCACACCAAAGAAUCAGUACCCAAUGGUGAAAGCCCCCAAGUGACUAGUGAGUCUAAUCRAGAAGAAACUUCUCAAAGAGAAGAAUUUCUGCGAUUCUUGAACUUGAGACCAAACUUGGAUCCAGAAAAUGACAAAUCACAAAAGCCUGUGAAAUGGAUAGCUGAACUAGAUCCAUUCAACACAUAUCAAGCAUGGCAGCUGGCUACCAAAGGUAAAGUUGCAGUUGGCCAUGGCCAGAUUAAAGAACCGGGCCAAGAAGGAAGUACAGACAAUGAUGAUUCAUCUUCUGAUAAAGAAGAACUCGGUGAAAUUUGGAAUGCAAAUAAAGGUAGCCAGGCUGAAACUACAGGGAAGUCAAAAGUAACCAAGAACAACAGCUAUACAGGGAAUAGUAACUUAGCCCAAGACAAAUUAAAGCAUCCUGGUGAAGUGCCUUCUAUGGAAAUGGAUUCUAAACUGUCCCAAAACAAAGAGAAACCGACCCACUGUUCCGAGUGCGGCAAGGCCUUCAGAACGUACCACCAGCUAGUCCUGCACUCCAGAGUGCACAAGAGAGACAGGCGGACGGACGGGGAGACUGCAGCUGUGUCCAGGUCCUGCUGCGCUGGCAUGAUUGUAGGUUUGGAUGAAAAUGGAGCAGUGGAAGGAGGCUCUGAAGAUGGAUCUGAGGAUGGGCUUCCGGAAACGCUUAAUUUGGAUAAAAAUGAAGAUGGUUUGGAAAGAGCAAAAGUUAAAAACCUUGGAGCCUCCAGAGAAUGCAGCUAUUGUGGAAAGUAUUUUCGCUCAAAUUAUUACCUCAAUAUUCAUCUCAGAACUCAUACAGGUGAAAAACCGUACAAAUGUGAAUUCUGUGAGUAUGCAGCAGCACAGAAAACUUCACUGAGGUAUCAUUUAGAGAGGCAUCACAAGGACAAGCAAGCUGAUAGUGCAGCAGACGUGAAAAAUGACAGCAAAGUCUCCUUGCAGAGUCAGGAGACGGAGCUCUUGCUGGCUGCUCGUGGUGCUCAAGAAACCAAAAAUUUGAAGAGGCUUUUUGAUGGUGCCAAAGAYGCUGAGGGCUGCCCACCUGCAAAGCAGCAGAAGGAAAUUCUGUCCUUGAAUAAUGCAAUAGGCAGCAAUGUCCUGUUACGAAUGAAAAAUGAUUCUAGGGACUCAAACAAAGGUUCAGUUUGUAACGGUUCGAAUCAAAUGCACGAGAACUUGUCUGCUCCCUAUCCGGAAAAGGUAAAGGCUGAGAAGGAGACGAAGGAGGCUCAGCCCAUGGGUCCUCAUAAGAGAGAGGAGGCUUCUGUGGCAUCAGAGGGCGAUGAUGUCCAGUAUGUUUGUGCUUUAAAGGAUGGAAAAAAUGUGAAUGAUGUGCGAGAGUGCACAGAAAACUACAAACACAAACAUAUGGUGGACUAUCAAGAGAAACCCCUGAACUUGUCUGUUGGGACUUCACAAGACUCGGCGGUUUCAGCUGCUCGAGGCCUGCUGGCACCCAGCACGUGUCCGUUCUGUUCGUACCGAACCUUUUACCCCGAAGUCCUAAUGAUGCACCAGAGGCUGAUGCACAAAUACAAUCCUGACACCGUUAACAAAAACGGCUAUAGGAGCAAGGCUCUAGCUAAAGCCAGACGCACUGGAUGCCCUCCAGCCCUGCUUGGUAAAGACGUGCUUCCUCUGUCCUGUAAUCCGCAUAAAAAUAAGGUUUCCCCAUCUGUACAACAAAAACUGUUGCAAACAGGGAAAGCCAAACAGUGUCACCCUGCACAGAACAAAGUCCCUCACUUUUCAGUGACUGACUCGAGCAGCACAGCCCCGAGUAACCUCAAGUUUCAUAAGCAGCCAAGUAAGGUUGGAGCUCAGGCAAAUAACUAUAGACAACCUCAGCAAGAAAUGCACUCCAGUUCCAGUAUCUCUCCAGUAUUGGACAGAGUAAAAAGAUCCGAAUCUAAAGUAAAAGCUCUCAGUGUGCCGGUGUCUCAGGCUGGUGUGGUCAGCAGCAGUCUGAAUGGGGCGCUCGACUCUCACCUCAGCGAACCUGCCUGGCCGUGUCAUCGAGGAAGAGACUAUCUGUGUAGUAAAUCUGUGGGCAAUGUAAAUCUAGAGUAUGGUGAGACAUCUUCUAAAAGAAUGAAACCUAAUCUGUUAGCUAUUGACCAUAUUGACUCUGCAAUGGCUAAUUACAGAAGAUACGAAAUGAGCAGAUUUCGGGUUGCAAACAGAUAUGCAAAUCUGCUACCUCAGGAAUGUUCUCGCACCAAACCUUCAUCCUCUGUUUUGCCAACCAAACAAGGGCUUCUGAAUUCAGAUGAUGUUGAUCCUCCUAAUGUAUUGACUGUUCUCAAACCUUAUGAGCCAUAUAGCCCUGGAUCACUUUACAGUUCUUGUGGAUCUAGCAAUGGCCAAGUAACCAGCUCUACAGUAGAAGGAAAGAGGUCUGUGUCAUACCAACACUUAUCUAACAGCAUGCUGCAAAAGCGGAGUUACGAAAGUCUUAUUGGCAAUGCACACUUUCGACCAAGCAACAAGAAGACUUGAUCAUUUACUUCAAGAAAAGGUCUUGAGGACACAAGUGCAUGUGCUAUGGAGUUACACCUGCAGUUCAUCCCUUGAGAAAAAAUGAAUGGUGAAAGCUACUGAACUAAGCUGUGAUUGUACUGUAUAUAAUAACACUACAGUUUUAUAGUACUGGUUCUGUUAACAUUUUGUACCAAAUAGCCAUAAAAGGUAGUCUAAACAAUUGGGUUAUGAAGGUGCGUGGAGAAUGUAUAUCUUGACAGUGACUUUGAAUAUUUUUCAUUAGAAUUAAUUGACCAAAUAUUAGGUAGGAAUUAUAUUUUUACAUACUUGAGCGCUGCUGAAAAGARUUUCUCUUGAAAGAAUAUAUAAUCCUUGCACCUCAGGUAAACUGUAAAUACUGAAGCUGAAAUCCUGUUGGCUUAAUGCUCCUUUUCAUAAGGGUGWAAGUUUCUCAUCUGUGUGUUUUUUCUGUUGAACUAUGUUAGUUUUUUUUUCAAACCAACUUCCAAAUAAACGGUCUGAAACUGUUCAGUUUAUACAUGUUGUGAACAUCAAGCAAUGGUGCUGACGUUUUGCUGAUCUGCCUUGUAUGCGUUAAGACCCCGAUGUGUUGGAGGGAUCUGUUUCCCGGGAGUUUUCCAGCAUGUUUUUAAAAGCAGGGAUGAAGCAAUGCUUGACACUUGGAUUUGCCAGCGUGGUUCCUCAAAUGCAGUUGGAUUCUUGUCCUGGUGUUGGUUGCUGUUGUYGAGAGAAGUCUCUUAAAGGAACAUCUCUAGCAGCCUAAGGAAAAUUUUAUGGCAGAAGAUAUGUAGGUCUUGUGUGAGGAACGAUACUAAUAAAAAUGCCUCAAAUGUUUAGGUUUCUACUAAACUCAGUACAGUUACAUUAAGAGGAGAACUACYUUGCACCUUUGUCCAAACUAUAAAGUCACGAACAAACAGGCUUGCAAGAGGCGUAUGGGAUCCAUAGACUUUAGAAAGGGAUGUGGCUCUGGUGUAGCCUGCUUGACUGUGCUUGAAAGCUUCUUGAUGUCUGUUUUUAGCAUCUACUGGGUGUUUGACAUAAGGAAUAACCUGUUGAUGGCAGAAUCUCUCCUUUUUAUUUUUAUUUUUUGUGAAGACAACAGGAGUUUUCUCUAAUGCACAUGCAGUUUAAUCUUUGUAAAGGGAAGAUGGCCAGUUACCAGCCAGUAAAGCAGAAUUGUUGCGUAUUUUGACUUGCCUUCCCAGUUGCUUCUUGUGAAGCCUGUAGUUAACAGUUGAUUUCUUCUGUACCUGGCUUCGACUUCCAUGUAUUUUAGUAAAACAAAAAAUGAAAAAUUUUGCACUGUUCAUCUUGCUCUCUUCCCUCGUACAGCAAAUGUAAAAUAGCAAAACCUAGAAACUCUUGUGUUUUCAUUAUGCAACUUGAUAUGYUCUAGUUGUAUGUCUUAGUUCCUGUAUAUGGGACCUAAUUUUAAUAUCUCUGUAAACUGGCGAUGUAAUGAAGUGCUGUGCAUCAGGAAAUUGUACACUAUUUACCUUUUUUCCUGUUCAUAAGCUGAGCCAUAUGUACAUAAUCUAGAUUUUUGUUUUCCUAGUUUUGCACUUUUAUAGCCUAUUUUUUGAAGAUGAAUUCACUUGGAAAAUGGUUAAUCUAUUUUUUUGCGUGAUCUUUCAAUGAGUCUUAUAGAWUGCAUGCUGUAACUAUCAUCUAUACGCCUUACAGGGCUCUGUGGUUAAACGUGCAGGGCUGUGUGAAGAUGUUUAAGCAAACAGGCUUGUGACCUGUUUGUUUGUUUUUAAUCUCCCUUCAUGCUGGUACACUUCCCCCCAGGGCUCUUUUGUAAAAAUAACUUGGGGAUGGAAUGGAAAAAUGGACAUGAAGACUCUAUUUCAUGGCAACAUGGCCCUGUACUUCAGAAUACACUUUGCCCAUCAGUAUUAACUAUUGGGAUACUACUGGUUUUGUAUGUUUCUUUGGAGAUAACAGUGCGUACAUAGAGGUACAAGUUGUUGAUUUUCUUU
Nothoprocta perdicaria is the source of this 5583-nucleotide messenger RNA. It is a transcript of the gene ZNF217, whose product is annotated as zinc finger protein 217. The transcript has 5 exons. The record is from RefSeq and is a predicted model, not a curated record. Gene Ontology annotation, cellular component: nucleus. Bases 383 to 3595 code for a protein of 1070 amino acids. Gene Ontology annotation, molecular function: DNA-binding transcription factor activity, RNA polymerase II-specific; RNA polymerase II cis-regulatory region sequence-specific DNA binding. Gene Ontology annotation, biological process: regulation of DNA-templated transcription. Lineage: Eukaryota; Metazoa; Chordata; Aves; Tinamiformes; Tinamidae.